Microplitis demolitor is the source of this 942-nucleotide messenger RNA. RefSeq names its product vesicle transport protein USE1 (gene Use1). NCBI's taxonomy places the organism in Eukaryota, Metazoa, Arthropoda, Insecta, Hymenoptera, Braconidae. The transcript is spliced from 7 exons. Gene Ontology annotation, biological process: retrograde vesicle-mediated transport, Golgi to endoplasmic reticulum. The record is from RefSeq and is a predicted model, not a curated record. Gene Ontology annotation, cellular component: endoplasmic reticulum; SNARE complex. Gene Ontology annotation, molecular function: SNAP receptor activity. The coding region runs from base 124 to 894 and encodes 256 amino acids.
AGACCAAUGAAAUUUUAAAUCAUUGAAACUUUUUUACGUCAUGAUGCGUCAUAUGACGUCACAGUAAACACGUGUACGUCCAUUUUGAAAAAUAUUAAAUAAGGAUUUUAUAAAUUUGAAAAAAUGACGCAACAAAAUUCAAUACGAAUGUCAAGAUCUGAGAUAAAUGUUAGAAGAUUACUUGGGCGAUGUGAAUUACUGGCCAAGGAAGAUAGUCAUCAAGAUUGGAGAUUGGAGAAGUACAUUAAUGCGCUGGAUGAUGCUAUCAAGAAAUUACAAACAUUACCAGACAAACCCAGUGGGGACAAAAUGAUGGACUAUACAAAGAGAAUAGAUUUUUUAAAAAGAGUUAUCGAUGCCGGUAAAUUUAGUAAUCCGAUAGAACGGGUUGUAGCAGCGCAAAUGUUACCUAGAUCAUCAUCUGUGCUUGUAGAUUCAACUGGGCCCAAUAUUGUUGCGCAAAUUCAUCAAAAAACUUCUGCUAAAUAUAAUAAAGAAUUACGAUCCGAAUUAUUUAACACUGAUUCUGAUGAUGUUGGUAUAAGACAUCGUCUUUCAAGUGCAUCACCAACUCAAGAUGAAGAUUUAGAUGCUUUAAUAAAAUACAAUCGUAAUAUGCAAGAAAUAAUAGCCGAAAAUAUGUUACUGAUGACAAGCAAUAUGAAAGAACAUGCGUUAACAGCAAAUGCAAUUAUAAAAAAAGAUAUGAGUUCUCUUGAGAAAUCCGACAAAUUAACAGAAAUAAAUGCUGUCAAAUUAAACAAAGAGUCAUUGAAACUUGAAGAGCAUACUAAAUCUAAAUGGAGAUGCUUGGUUUGGGUAAUGAUUGCAUUUGUUCUCGCAGUAUUUUUCAACAUGGUUUUAUUUAUGAAAGUUGCUAAAAAGAAAAUUUAAAUCCCUGUUAAAAAUGUUGAACCAACUGUCAAACAACCACCGAAACCA